Messenger RNA from Mercenaria mercenaria, 7925 nucleotides. RefSeq names its product metal transporter CNNM4-like. Lineage: Eukaryota; Metazoa; Mollusca; Bivalvia; Venerida; Veneridae. Bases 22 to 2535 code for a protein of 837 amino acids. The transcript has 6 exons. Gene Ontology annotation, cellular component: plasma membrane. The record is from RefSeq and is a predicted model, not a curated record. Gene Ontology annotation, molecular function: transmembrane transporter activity. Gene Ontology annotation, biological process: magnesium ion homeostasis; transport.
AAAAAUUACGUUACACUAGAAAUGGCCGAUCAUGGACGCCUAACAUUUUGUUUAUUUUUCUUUUGCGUAAUUUUAUCGACACACGCCAUUAAUGCAGACAUUAUAUCCGCUGAAAUUGAGGCGAUUGUUACUUCUGAAACUGAGAAUAAAAGGGACACUACUGGAUCGGCGAUUUUCGUGACAGGAUCGGAACAGACGAUUUUAUUAGUUGGUCGGAAUUUUUCCGUCGAAACGUCUGUAGCUUUCACAUCAAGGGGUGCAGAGAGGGGGGUACAUUGUGAAAAACAUGGGCAAAUGACAUCAGGAUAUAACGUUGAAAAUUCGUCAGAUACCACCAAUCACAGAGCAUUUCUGAAAGUGCAGUUUGAUAAAAUUACUGCUGAAGGAGAGUAUCUGUAUAUUUGUGUCAAGGAAAGGAUAGGUGAGGAUAUUUCUUGGAUUCAUCAAGGGAAGGACCCUUAUUUACGCUUUACUGUUGUAAAAGCAGACUCAACAUUUUUGCCCCUAUGGCUCCAGAUCACAUUUAUUGUAGGCCUGCUUUGCCUUUCUGGCCUUUUCAGUGGUUUGAAUCUUGGCUUGAUGGCAUUGGAUAAAACAGAAUUAAAAAUUAUUGAAAGAUGUGGCAAACCAGCUGAGAAGAAAUAUGCAAAAGUUAUCUCACCACUUCGUAAAAGAGGAAAUUUUUUACUUUGUACAUUACUUCUUGGAAAUGUCCUUGUUAACAACAGUUUGACCAUUUUACUUGAUAAUGUUAGCAAUGGAUUAAUUGCUGUCAUUGCAGCAACAGCUUUCAUUGUUAUUUUUGGUGAAAUUAUUCCACAAGCCAUUUGUUCCCGUCAUGGAUUAGCAGUUGGAGCAAGGACAAGAUUUGUUACAUACUUUUUUAUGGUAUUAACUUUUCCUCUGUCAUUUCCAAUUAGCUUGUUAUUGGAUAAGAUUCUUGGAGAGGAAAUAGGCCAGGUAUACAACAGAGAGAAACUACAGGAAUUAAUACGUGUUACAAAAGAUUUCAGUGCUCUUGAUGAAGAUGAAGUAAAUAUUAUAUCAGGUGCAUUGUCUUUGACUAAGAAAACAGUGAAAGAUAUUAUGACACGUAUAGAUGACGUUUUUGUGCUUGAUUAUAAUGAUCAUCUCAGCUUUGAGACAAUGUCGGACAUAAUGAAAAGAGGCUACAGUAGGAUUCCAGUUUAUGAGAAUGAAAAGAGUAACAUUGUGGCUUUACUAAAUAUAAAAGAUCUAGCAUUGAUUGAUCCUGAUGACAAUACCCCACUGAAGACCGUCUGUAAGUUUUACCAACAUCAUCUGAUCUUUGUUUUUGAUGACCAUAAACUGGACCAGAUGUUGCAAGACUUUCGCCAAGGUCAUUCCCACAUGGCAAUUGUGAGGAGAGUGAACAACGAGGGUGACGGGGAUCCAUAUUACGAGACACUUGGAGUUGUAACAUUGGAAGAUGUUAUUGAAGAAAUCAUUCAGUCAGAGAUCAUUGAUGAAACAGACACUCUAACGGACAAUAUAAAGAAAGCCCCAAGAAAGUUACCAAGGCAGGACUUCAGUGUGUUCAAUCAACCAGAUGAUGAUAACAAACAUGUUUUAUCCCCUCAGUUGACUGUUGCUGCUUUCCAGUUUCUGUCAACUUCUGUGGAAUCGUUCCUGCCAAAGUUUAUAUCUGAGACUGUCCUGCGAAAACUGAUCAAACAGAAUAUUGUGGUGGAACUGAAUCCUAAUUGUGGUGAAAACAACUGCAUCAUCAAGGAAGGAGUCCCAUGUGACUACUUUGUACUUAUCCUCCAAGGUCAUGUUGAAGUUUAUAUUGGUAGAGAGAACUUGAUUUUCCAAGGUGGACCAUUCUCCUACUAUGGAAUCAAAGCUCUGAAUAUAAGUGACAAGGUGUUGUCACCAUCAUCUAGCACUGACAGUAUGUAUGUCAAACACGAACCAUACAUACCAGAUUUCACUCUGAAGGCCACAGACAACCUUCUAUUCCUGCGAAUUACGCGCCCUCAGUACAUUGUAGCACGCAGAGCCACGAUGAUGGGUCGGUCACAGCAGAUUGCCAUGAUGGAUGACGAAGCGUUCACAAAGGAAUGGACACAUCUGUCUAAAAUCAACCAGUGUAACAAUGCUAAGAACACAUUUUCCGCCGACAUCCACAAUGCAACCGAUAAUAAGAUAGAGGAUGCAAAGACAGAAGAUAACUUAAACCGCUCCUUUUCUAGUAAAAGCAGCAUCAGUGUGUUGAAAAGAACAGAGAGUAAAGACUCUGGCUGGAAUUUUUCAACCUCGGAAAAACCGGCGGAUACUUCGGAAAGUGAUCUGGAGCAAGUAGAGUUAACGCCAAAGGAAGAUGAAGAAAAAUUGACCGAGAAAGUUGAUUCUUCUAGUUCAGAUAAAAAUCAUAAAAGUUCUGAUCAUGAAAGAACUAGAAAUGGAGGUAAGAGAACCACAGAUGAUGUUAGUGUGAAUAUAGUAAGCAAUGUGAUAGUUCUCAGUACCAUGAGGAUGAGUUUACAUCAGGGGAGUUUACUCCGUUGGUAGACAGAAAAAGUGGCAAGCAGAAUCAUGCGGGUGGUGAUUCUUGAUAUUGUUAAUACUGAAGUCAAAUGUUUGUUAAAAUGUAUUAUUGAACUUACUAAGCAAUUUAUUGUUAGAUUUUCUUUGGUUCAUUCUUACACAGCUCCAGUAUUUUAUUUCCUUUAAAAAAUUUCCUUAAAUAUUAGUGCAGUCAGAAGAGAUAGCCGGCUUUAUCUCAUUGAAUUUACUACAAAUCAGUUUGGUGUAUAUUUUGCAAUUCAAGAUGGAAAAAAUAUGCAAUACAAAUUUAGAUUUUUGUGGACAAAUUUCCUCAGUGUUACAAAUUCUGUUUUCAGUUUUGUAAAAAAGAUCAUAUGCAAACGUGAUCAGCUUUCAAAUGGAACUUAGGUUGAUAGUAAAAAGUGAAGAAUUCUAAUACGCUUUCUGUUAAAACAUGCUUUCGCUAGAAUGAUUUAACUAACGUGCAGUAAGGUCAAAGUUUUUGUUGCGACCAAGAAAGAGCGCUACUAUAUUUCACCUACUGCUUUUAGAUUGAAGGCAUUUUAUAAUUGAAAUGAUUUAUAGCAAAAUCAUGUUUUAACACUAUUUAUACACUCAGGUGGUAAAAUGUCAUACAAAUAAUUUCACAAGGACGCAGCCAGACGUAUAACCACCCUCCGUACAUAAAUAGUGUUAAAGCACUCUUUUUCUGUAAAUUAUUUCUAAAGUAUAGUAUAGGUCUGUCACACCUCUUAGUAUGACAAUCAGUGAAAUAAACAGAAGGUAAGAUUUUUAUGCCCCUGAAGGGAGGCAUAUAGUUUUUGAACCGUCUGUCGGUCUGUCUGUAUGUUCGCAAUUUUCGUGUCCGGUCCAUACCUUUGUCAUCGAUGGAUAGAUUUUCAAAUAACUUUGCAUGAAUGUGUACCACAGUAAGACGACGUGUCGCGCGCAAGACCCAGGUCCGUAGCUCAAAGGUCAAGGUCACACUUAGACGUUAAAGGUCAUUUUUCAUGAUAGUGCAUUCGUGUCCGGUCCAUAUCUUUGUCAUCCAUGGAUGGAUUUUCAAAUAACUUGGCAUGAAUGUGUACCACAGUAAGACGACGUGUCGCGCGCAAGACCCAGGUCCGUAGCUCAAAGGUCAAGGUCACACUUAGACGUUAAAGGUCAUUUUUCAUGAUAGUGCAUUCGUGUUCGGUCCAUAUCUUUGUCAUCCAUAGAUGGAUUUUCAAAUAACUUGGCAUGAAUGUGUACCGCAGUAAGACGACAUGUCGCGCGCAAGACCCAGGUCCGUAGCUCAAAGGUCAAGGUCACACUUAGACGUUAAAGGUCAUUUUUCAUGAUAGUGCAUUCGUGUCCGGUCCAUAUCUUUGUCAUCCAUGGAUGGAUUUUCAAAUAACUUGGCAUGAAUGUGUACCACAGUAAGACGACGUGUCAUGCCCAUGACCCAAGUCCGUAGCUCAAAGGUCAAGGUCACACUUAGACAUUAAAGGUCAUUUUUCAUGAUAGUGCAUUCGUGUUCGGUCCAUAUCUUUGUCAUCCAUGGAUGGAUUUUCAAAUAACUUGGCAUGAAUGUGUACCACAGUAAGACAACGUGUCGCGCGCAAGACCCAGGUCCGUAGCUCAAAGGUCAAGGUCACACUUAGACGUUAAAGGUCAUAUUUCAUGAUAGUGCAUUGAUGGGCGUGUCCGGUCCAUAUCUUUGUCAUUCAUGCAUGGAUUUUAAAAUUAUUGGGCAUGAAUGUGUACCACAGUAAGACGACGUGUCGCGCGCAAGACCCAGGUCCGUAGGUCAAAGGUCCUAAACUCUAACAUCGGCCAUAACUAUUCAUGGGGGGGUAUUUGUCACCAUUAGUGACAGCUCUUGUUUAACAAUAACUUUUUUGGCAAGUAAUGUGUUCCUGAUCAGCCUCUUUGAAAGUGGUACUUAAAUUUUAUGACAUUGUAUUUCAGAUGUAAUUUCUGUAUUUGAAAUGCAACUCUUUUUUCUUAAAUGCUCUUUUAAGUUUGGCACUUCUAUAGCAACUGUAUUUUAAGUAAAUUACAGGGUAUUGACAGAAGUUGUUAAGCCUUGGUGAAUGAUUUUUUAAGGGAAGACAUUUGUUAUGUUACAUUUAUACCCAAAGAAUAGAAAAACCAUUGAAAAUCUAGCAGUUCAUUUGUUGGACAGGAGUUAUUGUUGUUUUUGUUAAAGAUAGAUGUGUACAUAAAUGUUAUGAGUAUUAUAUAGUAAAUAUAUAUUUAUUCUAAAUAUAGUCACAAGGUAAAUAGACUCUUAUUUCACACUGUGUGUGUUUUGUAACUGUAAAUUACACUGAUAUAUCUGUAAUGAUAAUGCGUAAUUUCCUUUGCUUUUUAGCUAGACUUUUCGAAGAAAAAGUACAGCUAUUGCACUCGCCCCGGCAUCGGCGUCGGUGUUGGUUAAAGUUUUUGAUAAAGUCAAAUAUCUCUGUUACUAUCAAAGCUAUUGAUGUGAAACUUAAAAAAUAAGCCCACCCGCUUAGCUCAGUAGGUAAGAGCGUUGGUCUACGGAUCGCAGGGUCGCGAGUUCGAUCCUCGGGCGAGGCGUAUGUUCUCCGUGACUAUUUGAUAAACGACAUUAUGUCUGAAAUCAUUAGUCCUCCACCUCUGAUAAUUCAUGUGGGGAAGUUGGCAGUUACUUGCGGAGAACAGGUUUGUACUGGUACAGAAUCCAGGAACACUGAUUAGGUUAACUGCCCACUGUUACAUGACUGAAAUACUGUUGAAAAACGGCGUUAAACCCAAAACAAACAAAAGAAACUUAAAAUAGUUAUUUACUAUCAAAGUCUACACCAGGAGAAACAAUCCUCAUAACUCUGAUGUGAAUUUUGACAGAAUUAUGCCCCUUUUUAACUUAGAAUUUUUGGUUAAAGUUUUUGAUAAAGUCAAAUAUCUCUGUUACUAUCAAAGCUAUUGACUUGAAACUUAAAAUACUUAUUUACCAUCAAAGUCUACACCAGAAGAAACAAUCCCCAUAACUCUGAUUUGAAUUUUGACAGAAUUAUGCCCCUUUUUAACUUAGAUUUUUUUUUUUUAAUUUUGAUAGUCAAAUAUCUCUGUUAAUAUCAAAGCGUUUGACUUGAAACUUAAAAUACUUAUUUACCAUCAAAGUCUACACCAGGAGAAACAAUCAACAUAACUCUGUUUUGAAUUUUGACAGAAUAUUGACCCUUUUUAACUUUUUUUUUGUUAAAAGUCAAAUAUCUCUGUUACUGUUAAAGCUUUUGACGUGUAAUUCAAAAUAGUUAUUUACUAUCAAAGUCUACACCAGGAGACACAAUUCCCAUAACUCUGAUUUGAAUUUUGACAGAGUUAUGUCCCUUUUUAACUUAAAAUUUUUUUUACUGGCAAAGCUCUAAUUCAGAGUCAAGCAUUGAGAAAAGUCGAGCGUGCUGUCUUACGCACAGCUCUUGUUUGUGUUACUUUAUGCAGCUUUAGCCAGUGAUUUACUGUAAAAUCAUUUAAUUUCGUGUGCAUGAAAUUUUGUGGUUUUGGUCAAAACAGCAAUUUAGUGGAGAUAUGAAUUCAUGGAUUUCAACAUUUGAACAUAUAAUGAAUGGGAAUUUUACUUGUUUGUUGGGAUUAAAUUUCGUGGAUUGACUCAACCACGAAAUCUACGAAAAUUAGUCCCCCACGAAUAUUAAUGAUUUUACAGUGUCUUGUACUCUGUUAUGUAACACUUGACUUUCUAUUACAUGAGAAUUUCUAUAUCGACAUGAGAAGUCUAAUUGCAUACAUAGAAUAUGUAAUAGAACGGAAAUUGCUGAUUAUCAUUGCAGAUUCACAACCAUAACUUCUUUAACUGUCACCAUUUUCUUAACCCUUACCCAGCUUGAUUUCUGUAAUGAACUUGUUCACCUUUCAAUUUGGACAGUACCAUUAACUGUUAAAAGGGGGUGCUUACCAAAAAGAUACUGACUGAAUGGCAAACAGUGCAGAUCUUGAUCAGACUGCAUGGAUGUGCAUGCUGAUCAUGAUCUACACUGGCCACAAAGACAGAAUCAAUCAUGUCCAGCAUGAUAAGGGUAAACUUUCACAAUUUUCUUAAUGUCACCUGGGCAUUUGCACAACGGUGAUCAUAAUUCACAUGUCAUUGAAGCAUACACGCAUUGGCUUAUACCAAUUUUUGCAAUGGCUGAAAUGUCACAUAUUUAAAAUUUAUUGUGUAGCUACAUAAUCAAGAAUAUGUUUGUAUAGUACAAAGUGAAUGUGUCUUCGUUAAAAGGGACUACUUCAGAUCUGUCUCAGAUAUAGUAAGAGAAGUUCAAUUUGUUUGUUAUAAUAAGAGAAAAGUAAACUCUUUUAGUGAUUUUGUUAGGUCAUGUCUCUGUUAAUUUAUCAGGAAAAGCACCUCACAAUUAAAGGUACAGUAGAAGGAAUUUAGUUCAACUUGUCAUGUGAGGAAGCCAUCCAGCUGGCUUAAGGAAGGCUGGUAGUUCUACCCAGGGGCCUGACCAUGAUGGAAUAAUGCACAGAGGGGCACCAGUGGGCUUCCUCUACAAUUAAAAGCUAAAAAGUCUCUAUAUGACAUAUACUUGGAUUGGUGUGACGUCAAACCCAACAGAACAUAAGUAAUAUUAUACAGGUCUGAUUUUAAGUUGUAGAUAUUGCCGUCUCUUUUUUUAAAACAAAAUUGAUAUGAUGUAGAUCUGGAGGCAUGUCCCUUAAACAAGGAAGUGUAUAAGUUUUGUAGGAAUAAUCUUCACAGUUUUAUAAGUUUGCACUGUUAAUGAACAAUAUCACAACCAAAUUUGGAUUCAUUUUCUUAUUUGCAUUGUGUAGUUACUUCGACAUUGGGUAUUUUCCCAGCCUAGUCAAACUUUAUCCUAAAAAAUGCCAUCAAUGACUACAGUUGAUAGAGAGUGACAGUUUGAUUCUAUUUGAUGGACCAAUUAUUUCAAUACAAAAUCUAGUGACCUCAGUUUUUGCAUGUAGUUAUACAUUUUGUAUUUUUAUGUUGAUCUCAUUUUUAUCUAUGGAAAUGGAAGGUGUUUUUAGAGAAGAGUUUUAUAAAAAUGCAAGAAUUUGCUGCAAAUUAUUAUUGAAAAAGAUUUAUCUCAGUUAUACAGGUAGGCCCACAGCCCAUAUUUUGUCCGAUUUUUAGAGUUAAGAGUGCUAACUAUUCAGUCUCUACAGAUUUACUAUGUAUUUAUGCUGCUGAAACUUUGUACAAUGUUAAGAUGUCUGCAGGAGCUUCAUUUGUGUGAUAUUUUAUUAGUCCCCUACCCUGCCAUUGUGUCACCAGAGGGUAUGGUAGGGUUUUCUGCAUCAGUCAGAAGCUCAGUUAGUUUAUUUGCCCCAUAAAAUUUUAAGGAUCCUUAACUUGAAAAGUACAAAGUAUUUUUGUAUGAAACCUGAUAAAGAGAUUGAGGAUAAUAUUAAAAAUUUGCUUAUUA